AUCCUGGACAAUACCAUUUUGUAUUCAAUAACUUUUUCACCAGUAUUGCUCUUCUUGAUAAGCUCAGUUCAAUGGGAUUUCAGGCAACAGGUACAGUGAUAAAGGCUCACAGUGACAAAGUGGCAUUGGAAUCAGAUGCAGGUUGAGAGAAGAAAGAGGCACAUUCAACUAUCAAACUGAUGGCAAAGGCAAUGUUGUCUGCAGAUGAAAUGAUAACAGUGUUGUCCCUGUUGCCUCUUCUAGUGCUGGUAUUGAUCCCUGGUCGAUCGGUGUUCCCAGAAAAUGAAAAAGAAGAUCCAAGUUCAGCAGCCAAUCACAAUCAAAGUAUAUAAUCAGUUCAUAGGAGGCAUAGACAGAUGUAAUGAAAACACAGAUAAGUAUUGGGCAUCAAUCCAUGGAAAGAAAUGGUAGUCCACCCCUCUCUUGUUCUGUUUUGAAUUGGCCUCCCAAAAUGCUUCGCAAUUGCAUGAACUACGAUGAAAGGCCAAUAGAUUUUCUGGAGUUUCAUUGAUGUGUGGUUUGCUAUGAUCUGGAGACCCAAGGUCAUCACACAGAACAUGGCUGAAGAUGAAGACCUGUACAGAAGUGUAACAUUGACUCCUGUCAUGAUGUUAUAAAUUGUGUACUAGUGAAACAGGGGAAGCAAACACAGUGUGCACAGUGUCAUAAGAAUGGCAUUUUUAGAUGUAAAAAUGUGAAGUGUUCUGUUGAAUGCCACACCGAAUAGCAAGUGUCACCACCACCUCUUGAGACAAGAAAUGUGGUUUAUGCAUUAUGUACAAUGUAGCAGUGGUUUUGCCUAAUGUUCCAUUUGGGGAACUCUGCAUAACUCAAAAAUGGAACAAAAUGAAAUUUUUCUCUUCAGAUUCCUCCAAGUUUUUCUAAGUAACAUAUAUGAAUUUCAUGUGAAAAUUAAAAAAACAUCGCAAGCUUCAGCAUUGAUGAGUUUCAGUCUCCAGCAAAGCCUAGGGAUAUCGGUGAAAUGAAGACAAAUAUUCUGCAUAGCAUGUAUGGACGUUAGUCCAGCCUUCAGUGGAGUCCUUGAAACCUCCUGAGUCUAGCCUUACAGACCACAUUCCUAGUACCUAUUCUGGCCUUCUGAGCUCUGACUAGGGUUGCACAUCAAGCACUGCUCACAACAUUGUAGGUCACCCUCAGCUGGCAUCUCUAAAACUUUACAACCUCCUGGAAAUAAGUUCCAAAGACUUCUAAAUCACAGGGCCAGGUACAGUCAUACACCAACCCCGUCUUGGUACCAAUUGUCUGUCUUAGUCCCAUUCUUGUCACUGGGACAAAAUAUUUGACACUUGGAGUUUAAAGGGGGAGAGGUUUAUUCUGGCUCAUAGUCUCAGUGAAUUCACUCCGAGGUCUGCUGGCUCCGAAGCAGAAAUGUCAUGGCAGGACAGUGUGGUGGAGAAAAGGUACUCCUGCCUCGGCAGCCAGAAAGCAGAGAGGGAAGGGAGGCCCAGGGGACAAGAAUGCGCCCUUCCAGACCACACACCCUGGGAGCUGUGCAUCAUGACCAGGGCCCAUCUCCCGGCAUGAGCUGUGGGGGACAUUUGAGACCUAAACCAUAAGAGAAGCUGGUACUUCUUAAGUAAAAAGUAUUUGCCUUGCUGUCUUGUCAGGCAUAUUCAUGUAGGAAGCUUACCCUACGUAAGGGUAAUUUUUGGUUUUGCCUCCUUUAAAAAACAUUAACAUAUUUUUUCUAUUCUAGGUAUUCAUCCAUUCCACAAAUGUUAACCCAUUAACAAAAAUUUUAAAACUUAGUGUCAGUGUAAAAUAACAACUUUGUUCCAGGUAUGGUGGUGCAUGCCUAUAACCCCAGCACUUGGGAGGCUGAGGCAGAAAGAUCACCAUGAGUUUGAAGCCAGCCUAGGCUACAUAGAAAGUUCAAGGCCAGCCUGAACUACAUAAUGAGACCUUGUCUCAAAACAAACAAACAAAAGAUAACAAUUUGCUUUAAAAAUAAGAAAUUGCUUAUUUUGAGCCAAAGAGAUUGAUUAUGGUCUGAGAGUACACCCAAUUUACCCUGAAUGAUUGGUUCCACAGGGGAAGAAAUUAUGUGAACUUUUAUGGCAAAAGAGUAAUGAAAGACAUAAAUCAAUACUUUCGACAGAUGCACUGGUGUGGGCGAGGUAGGCAGACUGCAGCCAAGAGGGUCAAUCUCCGAGUUUGAGACAUUAUCUUACUGCAUUCACAGAUUGAGGGUUUUUUGAGACUAGGGCCCUGCUAAGUUUAACAAUAUGUACUGCAAGAUAUACCUAGUAAUCAUGAUAAUUUCAGUUCCCACUCAAAGGUUAAAAUAAAUGGCUAUGUUUUGAUAGAGCCCAAGGCAGUAAUGGCUCUGGGCACUGCAUUCCAUCUCUCCAGACUCCCAACAUUCAACCACUUAGCAGAGAAGCAAGAGCCUGCAACAUCUCUGCUAUCAAUGCUGAGUCUUUAGAAAACUUCAGCUUCACUCCAACUACGGGUAACUGAGAAAAGGGGAAUGAGGACAGAUGUCCUUCCCACAAAAUCGCAUCUUAUCUUCCAUCCCCCAGCCUGCUGGUUAUUUGGAGGUAGAAGGGAGAGGAAACACAAACACGUUCUGCAAAGAAAGGCUGAGAGGACACAGCAUCAGCCCCUAAAUUUGCAUAACCAGUACCCUGGAUAGGACCAUAAAAGGAGGAUGUGGAUGCCAUUGAAUCUCACACCAAACACCAAUUAUUUCUAGCAGAAAGAGCAAGCUCUCCACUCUCGUAAUCUCUGUAAAAAAAAUUUACCAGAACACAUUCUUCAGAUCCUAGGUGUAUGUGCUAGGCUAAAGAGGAUAUCAUAUUGAGGAAGAAUCUCCUGCUUCUCAUUUCUUCCUGAGACCAUCUCUCUGUGUACACAGCUUUCCAGAAUUGCCUCUGCCCCCUGCUACCUUUCAAGUGUGGUUAUCCCAAAGUCGCUAGCUCCCUGCCCAGGUACACACUCGCGCUCUGGAGUCAGACCGCUUCCAUUCUGACACAUCUCCAUAGCUUUCUCUGCGGCCUAUUUGCUGUCUGUCCCAAGCAAGUGACUUAACCUACUCCAAAGUCCUGUUUGCUGUCUGCUCUAGAGUCACUGCUUCAGGAACCUAUAGGACUUUUCUCCCGCAUGAAGCCUAAGGUACCUACCAAGAUGUUCCAAAUGCAGGGUCCACAGAUGCUGCAGAAGCUGGAGAAAUCCUUAAGGAAGCACCUCCCUGAAUCCUUAAAGGAAAUGACAAAUGACCUCAAUCACUACACCGACACUUACCUAAUCUACUUCAAGAAUCCUACAAAAUGUCAGGAAUUCCUUGGAUCCCCAGAAGUCAUGAACUGGAAGCAACAUUUGCAGAUUCAAAGUUCACAGCCCAGCCUGAAUAAAGUAAUAGAAAAUCUUGCAGACAUUAAUAUGGCCAAGGUCAAGUAUAUACAGCACACUCUCUACAUAGAAAAUGACACAGCAAAAAAACUGGUUCCUUUCCUGAUGGAUACAAAGAACUUACCACCCAACAGUGGUGAAUCCCCAUCCAUCAACCAAGAGAUGUUCAAACUCUCAUCCCUGGACGUUACCCACGCUGCUCUGGUGAACCAAUUCUGGCACCUUGGUGGGAAUGAGAGAAGCCAGAGAUUCAUCGAGCGCUGUAUCCGGUCGUUCCCCAGCUUCUGUCUGCUGGGGCCUAAGGGGACACCAGUGUCCUGGUCCCUGAUGGACCACACUGGAGAGUUGCGAAUGGCAGGCACUGUGCCUGAGCACCAGGGCCAGGGUCUCAUGUAUCAUGUUAUAUAUUGGCAGUUCCUGGCUCUGAAAAAACUUGGCUUCCCCAUGUAUGCCCAUGUGGAAAGGUCCAACCGCACCAUGGAAAGAGUGAUCAUCAACCUGUAUAAUGUCAGAAUGCCUGGCAAGUGGAACCAGUGGAACUGUGUUCCUGUGUAAAACUGGCCCUGAACAUAUGACUUUGAGGAGUGGGCUGUGCAUUUGCCUAGAGUAGUGGACAAGGAAACACAGAGAAAGAAAAAAAUUGUAAUAUGGAGUGGACUGUAAGUUCUAGAAACAAGGAUGAAUGGUGAACAUCUCAGCCUGAGUUCUUGCCCUCUGAUAGCUUACGGGCUGUCCUUCAUUUCCUGAGUGGGAAGUGGCCCAGAGGCUCCUACCCCCUGGCUGGUUCAGUUCUCACAUUCCCAGGCUGCUUGUAUUGUGCUUUAAUCACUGCCUAAUUUCUACUGUGCUCUUUUCCCUUUCAGACCCUUGGCCAUUUUCCAGGAUGUGAGUUCUAUGAUUUUUCCCUCUGACUCUCUAUGGCUUUCAUUUCAUUUGCUGGACAGUGGUCUGUCUUCUGAAUAGAUCUUUUCAAAAUCAUGCUCUCUCAGUUAACUUCCUAGACCUGGUAUGAUAACCAUGUGAAAUACAUUAUGUACACGUAUAUUCACAUACAUUAAAGUAUAAGAUGCAAUUUGACAAUAAGAAAAUUGAACUGGUAAUGGCUUUACAACUGGUGUUAAUAUCUUUGGCAAUGAGUUAUCUCUUGGAGCUCACAGUACAAGUAAGAGAAACCAGGAUUGCUUCUACAGGCACAGUUUCCUUAAUACCUUCUUACAGUCCCCUUAUAAUAUAGAGAGUCUUUGAUUGUGGGACCUUAAGCCACAUGGUCCCUGAAAAUAAAGAGAAAAUAAAGAAAGGAGGAUGUGAAAACACUCAACCUAGGGAGGUGGGCUUUUUAUGAUCAGGGACAGGGUUUUGGAGGCACUGUACAGAGCUGGAGACCAGGUCAUACGUGGCAGUGGCACUUGCCGUGAGAUAAAUGAAGGCCCUGCAAUGCAAGCAAGGGCCAUGAGGGUCUGGAUGAUAACUUAGAAUGCCAGAGAAGUCAUCUGUAUGUCUCCCUAGGAAGACAGUCCACCAGUGCUAUAGGAAUAGCAUGUAGUCAAAGGAGAAAAGUCAGAGAAUGGCAGUAAUUGGAGACUUGGGACCCAUCACAGUUCACUUUCUGAACUAAUCAGAAAAGCAGUUGUGCUUGUUAUACUUGAAUAAGGAAAUACAUCAUCUGCAGACCUUUCUUGAAUUCAUCAAGAGAAGAUGGGCUGGUAAUAUGGAAAUAGAGAAAGGAGAAUCUUCUCAUACUGCGAGAAAAAGAGACCUCAUGACACCUGGGGUGGGAGGACUCAUAGUUACACAGUGAGAUCAGUUCUUGAUAUUCAGUAGGAAAGAAGAAUGUUAAUUUUGCUGAAUCAAAUAAAGUCACCUGAAGACAGUGUUAAUAAUUAGCAUUUAAAGCCCCCUGUGAUCAUGAUUCAUCCAUUAGUUCUGCUAAAAACCAAACAGCCUGAGGUUGAUUAUCCUGUCGCUCAGAGACAUUAUUCAGAAUUUCUUCAAGACUUUAAUGGCAGUAAUGACAGAAUAUUUAACUUUCUGCUCUUGGCUAAAGCUCCCAAAGAGGAUGAAAAUAUAGGGUUUCUCUUCCAGUCUUACAAACUGACUUAGUUUUUAUUCUUUUUAGAAAUUAUAAUUAGUGGAUAUUAACUGUUCAAAAUAAUGGGUUUCAUAAUGACAUUUUCAUACAUGGAUUUAAUAUACUUUGAACUUAUCCACCCUAUUAGCCUUUCUUAUUCUGUCUCGUUUCCCUUGGUUCUUUCCCCAUUCCUAAUAGUUCCCCUUCUCCUUUAUGUGUAUUCAUCCCCUCCAUUCCUCAUAUAAGAUGAAACAGUAUACUCGUCUGAGUAUAGCUCAUUUCACUUAGCAUGAUACUCUCCACUUGUAUUCAUUACCCUGCAGAUUAUCUGCUUUUCUUCUUUUUGGCUCAUUAAUAAUCAUUCUUUAUCCUUUCAUUCACUGAUGGACACCUAGGCUGAUUCUAUUUCCAUUUCUUAGCUUUUGUAAGUUGUGCUAAAAUAAACAAGGAUAUGCAGCUAUU
Molecule: messenger RNA, 5902 nt
Organism: Heterocephalus glaber (naked mole-rat)
Lineage: Eukaryota; Metazoa; Chordata; Mammalia; Rodentia; Bathyergidae
Source: RefSeq, a predicted model, not a curated record